Messenger RNA from Aspergillus luchuensis, 516 nucleotides. Its product is annotated as ankyrin repeat-containing protein ANK1. The record is from RefSeq and is a predicted model, not a curated record. Lineage: Eukaryota; Fungi; Ascomycota; Eurotiomycetes; Eurotiales; Aspergillaceae. The transcript has 3 exons. Gene Ontology annotation, molecular function: protein binding. Bases 1 to 516 code for a protein of 171 amino acids.
AUGGCUGACGAAGGUGCUUCCCCCCGUGAACUAGUCGUAGAGGCCUGCCGUCGAGAUCAGCCUCAUUUGAUAGAGGGUGUCCUGGAGCGUAUGGAAGGAAAGUCAAAUGAAGAAGUGGCCGAAUUCUUCAACGGUGUGACGGAUUCGAUGGGGAAUCACGCUCUUCACAUAUGUGCUACGUACGGUAGCUACGACGUCAUGGACGCCCUCUUCGAUAUUCAGUACUUCGAAUGCGACCCUCUCACCCGUCUGGACAAAGAUACCCCGCUGCAUACCGCCGUGCGCUAUGCGAACGAGAAGGACGCCGAACUAGGCGAGGCAAUGAUCAAGAUGAUGUGCGAAGCCGGUUGUGACCCGCGUGUCAGGAACAAGCACGGUCAGAAACCAGCUGAUCUCGUCUACAAUAACCAGGAGAUCAAGACCACGCUACAGCAAGCAGAGUACAUCAUGGCGGAGGGGCUAAGGGAGGAUGCGGACAAUGGAUCGGUUCACGACAGCGCCAGUGACAGCGAAUAG